UAUGUAAACACCAUUUUACUUGUAUACACGAGUACAACCGACGGCAUGCUAACUAAUUACGGAAUUUUAAUAUUCUCUCUGUUCUUUUUGGUGCACGGUGCAGAGAUAUUUAGAAGCUGCGGAAGAAAUGAGGCAUUUUUUAAAAGUGGUUGCAAAUCUUACUGCCACGACGUUCUCAAUUUUACUUGUACACGCGAAAUGAAACAUCCGGGAUGCUUUUGUGAUUACUUUUAUAUUCGAGACAAAGAUACGAAUGUUUGCAUUACAGAAAAAGAGUGCAGCCUUCGUGUGUGUCGUAAACCAAACACCGAGAUCAGUUUUCUUUACGAAUUCGUGGUUUGUGUCGGUGACGGAGAAGCCCGCUUUGGAUACAUAACCGACGAUUACGCCAGGUGUAGUUGCAAGUGGGGUUACGCCGAAAACAAAGAGAAAGAGUGCAUUCCUAUAUCCGAAUGUACAGGUUAAUACGCGGUAUUUUGAACUCUAACACCAUUUGAAACUAUAAUUCUGUUUAUUAAAGGCAAAAGUAUUAAAAGAUCCUUUAUAAUGUUAGUUUAGCUUUCUUUUGUAUUAAACUGCCAACUAGGAGUAAACUUUUAAUGCAUUAA
Messenger RNA from Centruroides sculpturatus (bark scorpion), 608 nucleotides. RefSeq lists its product as uncharacterized. Lineage: Eukaryota; Metazoa; Arthropoda; Arachnida; Scorpiones; Buthidae. The transcript is spliced from 3 exons. The coding region runs from base 46 to 465 and encodes 139 amino acids. The record is from RefSeq and is a predicted model, not a curated record.